AUGGCGGAGCAGCCGCUGGACCACGGCGUCCAGAUCCGCUUCAUCCGCGAGCUCGGCGAGGCGCGGCGCGCCCCGCGCCCCCCGCGCCCCCGCGGCGGCUCCUACGGCGUGGCCGUGCGGGUGCGGGGCAUCGCCGGGCAGCCCUUCGUGGUGCUCAACGGCGGCGGCGGCGGCGGCGACAGCUUCGGCGUGCGCAUCCAAGGGGCGCGGCCCCAGGCGCCCCCGAAUCCCCCCGCAGCCCGGGCCCCGGGCGGCCCCGCGGAGCGGCGCGGCGGCGAGGGCGGAUUUUGGGAUGCGGGGAUGCGCGGGGCGCCCGCGUUCGCAGAGCGGGACGGUUCCCGGGGGGGGCCCGAGUUUGUGGAUGAGGAAGGUUCGGGGGGGUCCCCGGGGGUCCCCAAAUCCUGGGAUGAGGAGCGAAGGAAGGGCCCCAGAUCCUCGGAGCACGAAAUUCCAGGGGGGUCCUCGGGGGUCCCCAAGUCCUGGGAUGAGGAGCUAAGGAAGGGCCCCAGAUCCUCGGAGCACGAAAUUCCAGGGGGGACCCCGGGGGUCCCCAAAUCCUCCUGGGAUGAGGAAACUUCGGGGCAAUCUCGGGGCAUCCCGAAAUUCUCGGAUCAGGACCCGGGAAGAUCCCGAGAUGCCCCAAAAUCCUCGGCUCAGCAGCCGAAAAUCCCCAAAUGCUCGGAGGAGCUGCGCCGAUCCCAAUCCCACGGGGACCUCAGCGCGCCUCUCCCCAGGAGCGGGGAGAAAUUGGGAAAAAAGGACGCGGAAAUUCCCAAAAUCCCUGGCGACGUGGACACGGAGCCGCUGCGCUCCGUGGAUUCCCUGAUCACGAAAUUCGACGGGAAUUUGCCCCGCGGGCGAGCGGCGCGGAGGUUCCGCGGCCCCGCGGCGGCUCCGAGGAAACGCUCGCAGAGUUUGGAGGCGCGGAAUUCCCGGGAAUCCGCCGCGAUCCCGCCCCCGAGAACUCCUGGAAUCCUGGGUAGACUUGAGGAGGCUUUGGGAUUUUUUGCCAUCCCCAACGGGUUUCCCCAUCCCGAAUCCCAACUUUUCCCACCCCAGGAGCUGCAGGAGUGCCGGGAGCAGCUGCGGCGCCGGGAGCGGGAGCUGCAGGCGCUCCGGGGCGCCCUGAAGGCCGAGGUGGCCGCGCACGAUUCCCACCUGGAGCGGCUCCGGAGCGAGGUGGAGGCGCUCCGGGCAGAAACGGAACGAGCGGCACAGGAGAAAUCCAGCCUGGAGCAGGAACGGGAAAACUUGGGAAUGCAGCUCCGGAAUCUGCGGCGGGAGCUGGAGGAGAGCACAGAGGAGACGGAGCAGUGGCGGGAAAUGUUCCAGAAAAACAAGGAAGAGCUCCGGAAUUCCAAGCAGGAGCUGCUGCAGGUGCAGCUGGAGCGGGAGGAGUUGGAGGAGGAGCUCCGGGAGCUCCGGGAGCGAUUCCAGGCGGCGCGGGAGGAUCGGGAUCGGAGCGACCCCCAGGAGCUGGAAAAGCUCCGGAAGGAGCUGGAGCAGGGCCAGAAGGAUCUGGAAAAGCUUCGGGGGGAGCGGGACGAGGCUGCCCAGGCCCAGAUUUCCCUUGGAUCGGCACUGGAGGCAUCAGAGGAGGCACGGAAAGUUCUGGAAUCACAGCUGGAGGAAUCCCAGGAAGAGCGGGAAAAAUUUCCCAUUCCCAGCGGGUUUCCCCAUCCCGAAUCCCAACUUUUCCCACCCCAGGAGCUGCAGGAGUGCCGGGAGCAGCUGCGGCGCCGGGAGCGGGAGCUGCAGGCGCUCCGGGGCGCCCUGAAGGCCGAGGUGGCCGCGCACGAUUCCCACCUGGAGCGGCUCCGGAGCGAGGUGGAGGCGCUCCGGGCAGAAACGGAGCGAGCGGCACAGGAGAAAUCCAGCCUGGAGCAGGAACGGGAAAACUUGGGAAUGCAGCUCCGGAAUCUGCGGCGGGAGCUGGAGGAGAGCACAGAGGAGACGGAGCAGUGGCGGGAAAUGUUCCAGAAAAACAAGGAAGAGCUCCGGAAUUCCAAGCAGGAGCUGCUGCAGGUGCAGCUGGAGCGGGAGGAGUUGGAGGAGGAGCUCCGGGAGCUCCGGGAGCGAUUCCAGGCGGCGCGGGAGGAUCGGGAUCGGAGCGACCCCCAGGAGCUGGAAAAGCUCCGGAAGGAGCUGGAGCAGGGCCGGAAGGAUCUGGAAAAGCUUCGGGGGGAGCGGGACGAGGCUGCCCAGGCCCAGAUUUCCCUUGGAUCGGCACUGGAGGCAUCAGAGGAGGCACGGAAAGUUCUGGAAUCGCAGCUGGAGGAAUCCCAGGAAGAGCGGGAAAAGUGGGAACAGCUCCGGGAGAAAGCGGCCGAACUGGAGGCGGAGCGCGCGGCGCUGGCCGGGGCGGCGGAGCGGGAGCGGGAGCUGCGGCGCCGCCGGGAUUCCCUGGAAUCGCGCCUGGAGCGGGCCCAGCGGGAGCUGCGGGAUUUGGGAUCGGCGCUGGGCCAGGAGCGCCGGCGGCGGGAGCGGCUCAGCCACGAGCUGGAGCAGAUGACAGCGGAGUCCCAGAGCUCCCUGGCCUCACUGAGAUCCCAACUGGAAGAAUUCCAGGAAAAAUCCCGCCGGGAACUCAUGGAUUCCCAAAAAAUCGCCCAAGACCGUGAGACCGAGGCGGAAAAAUUCCAACAGGACCUUGGGAAGCUCCAGGACGAGAUUUCCCAGCUGAAGGAGACGAUCCAGGAAAAGCGGGAAGAGCGGGAUCGGAUCCUGCUGGACAAGGAGCUGCUGCUCCAGAGGCUCCAGGAGCUGGAGCAGGAGCUGGAAAAUGGGAAGAGAUCCCAGGAGGAGCGAGCCCGGCAUUCCAAAGCUCUGGAGGAAAAGUCCAAACGUUUGGAAUUGGAGCUGGACGAGGAGCGGAGCUCGGUGGAGCUGCUGAGCGAGAGGGUGACCCGGAGCCGGGACCAGAUCGAGCAGCUGCGGGCGGAGCUGCUCCAGGAACGUUCGAGCCGCCAGGACCUGGAAUGUGACAAAUCCUCCCUGGAGCGCCAGAACAGGGAGCUGAAGAACCGGCUGGCCGCUUCCGAGGGGCAGCAGCGGAAUUCCGGGAACAGCCGGAAUUCCCAGCUGGAAUCGCAGCUGGAAGAGCUCCGGGAGCAGCUCCAGGCUGAGGAGAGGGAAAAGAGCGUCCUGCUCUCGUCCAACCGGAAGCUGGAGCGGAAAAUUAAGGAAUUGUCGCUGCAGCUGGACGAGGAGCGGCAGAGCAGCAGCAGCCACAGGGACCAGCUGAGCCUGCGGGUGAAGGCCCUGAAGCGCCAGGUGGAUGAAUCCGAGGAGGAAAUCGAGCGCUUGGAAAACGCCCGGAAAAAAUCCCAGCGGGAGCUGGAGGAGCAGCAGGAGCUCAACGAGCAGCUCCAGCGGCGCCUGAAAUCCAUGGAAAAGGAGGCCUGGCGCCGCGCCGUGGACUCGGCGCUGCGGGACGAGCGGCUGAGCUCGGAUGAGGAACUCGGAUCCUGGUCUCGCCCCGCCCCGCUCUCUCCCAUGGGCGCGGCCGCUCUCAUCUCGGCCCGGGGGGGGCGCGGCGCUCACCUGGCGGCGCUCACCUGGCGCAGGGGCGGCGCUCACCUGGCGGGGCGCUCACCUGGCGCAGGUGCGGGCGCGGCGCUCACCUGGCGCAGGUGCGGAGCUCACCUGGCGCAGGCGCGGAGCUCACCUGGCGCAGGCGCGGAGCUCACCUGGCGCAGGUGCGGAGCUCACCUGGCGCAGUUCAGGGCAGAUUUUUCCCAGCAGGAGCUGAGCAUGAGGCGCCCCGCGGAAUUCCCAGAAUUUCCCAGCCUGGAAGAUUCUGGAGGAGGCCCCAAAUCCAGCUGGAAUCCAGAGGAGGCCGGGCCGGUGCUGAGGCUGCGCCUGCCCCGAGACCCCCCCGGGGAGCCCCGGCCCAAACAGAAGGUUGGGAGUGCCCUCAAAAAACUCCGGGAAGAUUUGAACACCAAACUUCAGGCCCAUACGGAAUUUCGCGAAUUCCGGGAAUUUCACGAAUUCCAGGAAAGCUCAGAGGUGGUGCUGGAGAAGCGGAACCAGAGCUGCUCCUGCCGGGGAAAUUCCCAGGAAAACGCGGAGGACCCCGAGGCCCCGCAGCUCCUCUGGAGGCUCCAGGAGGCGGAAAAGCGGCACCAGCUGGAGCGGGACGGCCUCGAGGAUCACCGGGAUCUGCUGGCGCAGAUGGAGUCGGGACAGGCGGAGCUGGAGCGGCUCCGGAAGGAGGGAGGGGAGAGAGCGGCACAGCAGGAGCGCUCAUCCCAGCUGGAGAAGGAGGUGGCGGCGCUCCGGGAGAAAAUCCAUCACCUGGACGACAUGCUCAAGAGCCAGCAGCGCAAAGUCCGCCAGAUGAUCGAGCAGCUGCAGAAUUCCAAGAGCGUGAUCCAUGCCAAGGACGCGGCGAUCCAGGAGCUGAAGGAAAGGGUUUCCUACCUGGAAGCAGAGAAUCUGGAGAUGCACGACCGGAUCGAGCACCUGAUCGAGAAACAAGUGAGCCGGGGCGGGAGCAGCGCCCGCGCACGCUCCAAGUCGGAAUACGUCAGCAGCAAACGCCUCCCGGGCCCGAAGCCGCUGCCCCUGAUCCGAGUGGUGGAAACCUGA
This is a messenger RNA of Lonchura striata (white-rumped munia), 4593 nucleotides long. The record is from RefSeq and is a predicted model, not a curated record. NCBI's taxonomy places the organism in Eukaryota, Metazoa, Chordata, Aves, Passeriformes, Estrildidae.